UACGACAGUGUGCCGAUCAUAUUCAAUUGUAAGAAGAGAAGUAAAUGUGAUACAUGUCAAAAAUGGUUCAUUUAUUUGAGCAGUUUAUUGUGUGGAUAUGUUUAACAUUAACUACCGAAGUGUUAAUUAUUUGCACCAAUAGUAUAAACAUCAAGUUCGAAGUUCCGUCAAUCAUUAUCUACCAAAAAGAAAACAUCGAGCUGAACUGCCAACUUGCAUUUAACGCUUCUGUUGAUGAUUCGGUAUAUUACAUUAAACUGUUGAAAAACAUUUCUGGCAUUUAUAAAGAUGUUGUCACGGUAGCAUACUCAUCAGAUGCUGGUAUUACCAACAAUUUUCUUCUUGUCACAUGGAGUGACGAUAACUUCAAAUUCAGAGCAAGCGUAAAUGGAUCUGUAAUUUAUCCUGUCUCAGAGGCAAAUUUGAAGUUUAUUAUUACGGCCGAUAAUAUGAUAUGUGGGGAUGGAGGAAGCUACCAAUGUUUGAUCAGUUACUACACGGAUAAUUCGUUUAGUGAAACAUCUACCGGAACUGUGAAUCUAUCAGUGGAGCCAACAACAGUCAACAUAUCAACAAAAUACCCAUUAGAAAAUGAUGUUCUAUUCUCACCCGGGACGGUUGUAGAUUUAUAUUGUAAUGGGACGGUCGGCUCACCACCCGCAUACCUUCACUGGUGUUAUCAACGUAUCGGAGUCGACACCAGCCUCAUACCUUAUCCUGGAAAUAUAAUACAGGAGCCUGCAACUAAAAUGGAGUGCCAGUAUAGUCGUCAGUCUACAUUAUCAUAUAAUAUCACAGAUGACUAUUCGGCUGUCGUUUUUCAAUGCAAAGCUGAAUUGAAUGAUACAUGUUCACCAGGAAAAAUUAAUGCAAAGUAUACACUUAGGAUAAGUAAGUUUAUAUUUAUUUCAUCCAAUUGAUUGAAUCUGUUAACAAAUAUAUUUAGACGGCAGCGUGACCCAUGCUAAGCGAGGGUAUAAAUACGCACCACGUCUGGUAAGAGUGCGGAAGUAAACUCUGUUGUCUGGUAACGGAAAAUUUAUUGAUCUGAUUAUUGAACAGCAAUGUAUCAAUCACUCCAUCACAUGUUCAGGUCCACUGUAACAUUGUUGUUUUUAUCUUUCAUUUAUGUUCAGUAAACAUAUAACCAAUUAGGCUUUCAUCUUUAAUUUUGACCUCUCUCUUAUGGUCUUUCUGACGACAAAUAUAAAACGAUUUUCUACGAUUCCCUAAACAAAAAUAUGCACAAGGGCGCUCAUUAGCUAUAAAAAGGUGCGGUAUCAGUUCCAUUGAAACAAACAAGUAAACCAUUAUAGGUCAAAGUACGGUCUUCAACACGGAGCAUUGGCUCACAUUGAACAGCAUGCUAUAAAGGGUCCAAUUAUUAUUAGUGUAAAAUCAUUCAAACGGGGGGAAAAAACGGCACAACCAAAAGUCUAAUCUAUAUAAAAAAAAUUAAUAAACUGAUGAACCACAUCAACAAACAAAACCUGCUAAAGAUCAGAUUCAACACUUUUUACAUCCUCGUCUUGGUAUCAUUUUUCUUCUCUGACAAGCAUUGCUUAAACAGUAAGUUUAUAAAAUAACCAGGCAGAUACUUCAUCAAUAUCAUAUAUGUAGGUAUGAACAUUAUGAAAUCAUUAUCAAAGAUACGCUGAGCAGUAAACUUGUUCAAAUUUACUCUUUGAUCAGAAAGAAAAUAUAUUCAAGACGUAGUGCGAUCUUUUUUUAUUUCCUGAUAUUUCUUAAAUCUGUUAUUGAUACUGUCUUGUUUUUAAUUAUAAUGUAAUUUUGAUGCAUUUUUCGGGAGUGUGGUUUGUUGCUUUGUUGGUGUUUUGUAUAUUUUCAUAUGCUUGCUUUAUGUAUAUAGCUUUUCAUAUAUAAUCUGAUUAAACAUACUCACCAUCGCGCUUCUUUAUUAUUAACAUUUUAACAACUUGAAUUAGUAAUGCCAUAGAACAUAUUUGACAUAUUACAAAUCUGAUUGCCGAAACCAAACUUAAAAGGUAUGUAUCGUUAUUUCGGUUACAUUUACGA
Molecule: messenger RNA, 2037 nt
Organism: Mytilus trossulus (common blue mussel)
Lineage: Eukaryota; Metazoa; Mollusca; Bivalvia; Mytilida; Mytilidae
Exons: 3
Coding region: 54-920 (288 amino acids)
Source: RefSeq, a predicted model, not a curated record